AUGUUUAUUUUGCAGGCCGCCGCAAUGUGGCCUGGAGUGCUACCUCUGGUAGUAUUACUGAUAUUCCUGGUGCAUCCCUCAAGAUGCUCGCCGGGAAAGGUCAACUACCGGGAGAAAGAGAAGGAAGUCCUGGACGAUAUUCUCGGGGAAAAAAAAUACGACGCUCGUAUUCGACCGAGUGGAGAGAAUGGAACAGAUGGGCCGGCCAUUGUCCGGGUAAACCUGUUUGUAAGAAGCAUUGCAACAAUUAGUGACAUCAAGAUGGAAUAUUCAGUACAAUUGACGUUUCGAGAACAAUGGCUGGAUGAACGGCUCAAGUUCAAUGAUUACGGAGGACGGUUGAAAUAUCUAACUUUGACAGAAUCGUCGCGAGUAUGGAUGCCGGAUCUUUUUUUUUCAAAUGAGAAAGAAGGACAUUUUCACGAAAUCAUCAUGCCAAAUGUAUAUAUUCGAAUAUUUCCUCAUGGCUCGGUACUCUACAGUAUACGAAUAUCUUUGACUCUAUCGUGUCCGAUGAACUUGAAGCUGUACCCACUAGAUCGGCAAACUUGCUCAUUAAGAAUGGCCAGUUAUGGUUGGACGACUGACGAUUUAGUAUUUGUUUGGAAAGAGGGCGAUCCCGUCCAGGUAGUGAAAAAUUUACACCUCCCACGUUUCACCCUGGAAAAAUAUCUCACUGAUUACUGUAACAGUAAAACAAAUACAGGCGAAUACAGUUGCCUAAAAGUGGAUUUACUUUUUAAGCGUGAAUUCAGUUACUAUCUAAUACAAAUUUAUAUACCAUGUUGUAUGUUAGUUAUUGUCUCGUGGGUGUCUUUUUGGUUAGAUCAAAGCGCCGUACCAGCUCGAGUGUCACUUGGAGUGACAACAUUACUGACAAUGGCGACACAAACGUCUGGAAUAAACGCUUCACUGCCACCAGUCUCCUACACAAAAGCCAUCGACGUAUGGACAGGAGUGUGCCUGACCUUUGUAUUCGGUGCGCUGCUAGAGUUUGCACUGGUUAAUUAUGCCUCGCGGAGUGACAUGCACCGAGACAACUUGAAAAAGAAAUACCGUGAAACAGAGCACUCAUCAUCCGUCGAUCCGACAACUGAGCUCCUUGAACAAGACGGUUCCGCCAAUUUCCAAAUGGUCGUGGCUGUCCAAGUUCCCGACGAGAUCCAAGCGCAUCGACGUCAUCUCACGGAUCACUUUCCCCCUCGUAUUCGCUCUGUUCAACCUCACGUACUGGUCAACGUACCUGUUCCGGGACGAGGCGGAGAACGAGUAAAUAGCAACAGCAACAACAACAACAACAACAACAACAAUUUUUCACCAGCUAUCAACGAGGGAUCCUUUGGAUCAAAAGACGUGGCUCGCGGCCAUCUCUACCACCACUCUCACUCACCGAGACACCACCACCACCACCACCACCACCACCAUCACUCUCAGCGUUCACGCUCUCAUCCACGCAACACCUCAACCACGGGCAAUCAUCAGCAUUCUCACAAUGUCUAUCCACACAUGAACAAUCACCAGCAUCAGCUUGGUCAGCUUAGUCAGCAGCCGUACAACACUAGGCAGCGGCAACACCGUCAUCAUCAUCACCAUCAGCGUCAACAGCCUCACUCACCGACUUCAUCUAGCCAAACAGAGGAGGGAGAGACCACUGGUCACGGAUCUCCAGGAGUUCUGUCGCUUAAUUCCCGGAUACCACCGUCUUCUUCGAGGUGUUCAUCCUCCCCAGCCUCGUCAGCGUCCCGCAUGGAGACCCCUUCGCCGUCUCCGUCGAUGCUGGUCUGCGCUGGGAAUAAAACCAACAUAAAGACUUCUGCUGGCAACACCUCAGCUAAAGUUAUCCGAAUAUUUCCGCGACUACCUAUUGGAAAUCGUGAUUCCUGCUCUAACUACUUCAAAAAGCUCUUCAGUUGUCGGGCUAAGGGCAGCGCGAGAAUUGACGUUAUCGCACGGUUCGCAUUUCCCUUUAUGUUUGUCGUAUUCAACUUCGCUUACUGGUCCAUGUACCUAUUUCGGGAUGAAGAAACCAAUACUAAAAUGAAUUGA
This is a messenger RNA of Cotesia congregata, 2046 nucleotides long. NCBI's taxonomy places the organism in Eukaryota, Metazoa, Arthropoda, Insecta, Hymenoptera, Braconidae. The record is from the annotation of a GenBank genome assembly.